Scylla paramamosain (green mud crab) is the source of this 2171-nucleotide messenger RNA. RefSeq names its product Krueppel-like factor 11. The transcript has 3 exons. Gene Ontology annotation, biological process: regulation of transcription by RNA polymerase II. The coding region runs from base 130 to 1701 and encodes 523 amino acids. Gene Ontology annotation, molecular function: DNA-binding transcription factor activity, RNA polymerase II-specific; RNA polymerase II cis-regulatory region sequence-specific DNA binding. Lineage: Eukaryota; Metazoa; Arthropoda; Malacostraca; Decapoda; Portunidae. The record is from RefSeq and is a predicted model, not a curated record.
GCAGCUGAACGUGUGAGGAGGACCGCGUCCCUAUAUGUGUCCUGGUGGAUAUGUGUGGUGGAUGUGCGGAUUAUUGUCGCAGUGCCACAACUGGAAUACUACAAACACUGUAUUUUGUGCAUUCCCAAGAUGAAGAAGCAAAUUAUGAUAAAGCAUUAUUGUCCACAGCAGUACGACAGGAACCCAAAGGCACAGACUGUCGAAAGCAGGAUGCAAGCAUUGUGGGGAUUACACUGCAGCGAACAAUAUCUAGCUCACAAGAAGCCUUAUGACAACACUGAAGUUAAUCUACCGGAUAAACCUUUAAACAGUUCACAUCUUAAUGAACAGUACAAAAGCAAGCAUCUACCAUGUGACACACAACUGACUUAUACAGACAGGCAAGAUAUAAGUCAAACUGGUGCUGAUGACCUCGAGGUGGUGGAGGCUUUGCUGUCCUUUUCCAAAUUGGGGACAGCUGGGUGGAACAAUCAAAGCUGUAAUACGGCUGCUUUGGAGCUGCCACCGUCACCGCCCUCCUCACAGGGAGGAGUCUCUCCUCAUCACCCACUGGAAUCUGAUGUUGAGGAGACCUGUGACGUCUUGAACCUUAGGAGACGACCUUCCAGAGACCAUGAAUUUGGCAAGUUCCAGAGCUUCAUGCAUCAAACACCACCCCACACCCCUUGCACGCCACCUCAGUCACCCAGUCCUGCCCCAUCCAGCUAUGACUCCCGGGCAUCCACACCAGCUUCUUUAUCAGGAGUGCCAGUGUCAGUCAUUGUUAAGGCAGAAAGACAAUCACAACAAACUUUUGAGAGGGCAAGAACUUUAGCAGAGCGCAAAAUGUAUGACCCUGACUAUUCAAGAUUGGGGUCAAACUGUUACUGGAGCUGUGAUAAUGAAGAGUCACCAUCCCCUUCACCUGUUCAUUUUAGCAGCAAUGAUGACCAAAAACUCCAUCCUCCUGCAAAAAAUAUUAAUACUGCACAGGAGCAAAUAUUUGUGGACUCAAAGGACACAGACCGUGAGGACAUGAAAUGUUUUGAAGAAAGUUUAGUUAAAAAACAUGCAGUACCUGAUCAAAAAAUCAGUGAGUCUCCCUCUCCAAAUGCAUCAGCAACUAAAGCUUUACAGUCUAGCAAUAAGUUGGUGGCUAUUGCACCAAAGAUGCCAUCUCUGAUCCCUGUAAACUCAGGUACUUCAGUGAUUUUUGCCCAAAUCAAUGGGUCACCAACAGUGAUUCCCACGGCAUCCACUGGGAUCACUCACCUAAUUGUUACACCUGGAGGAAAUGGAGCUUCAGGAUCUCAGGUUAUUUCUCCUAUACUGUUGUCUACCCCAUCAUCCCAACCACUUCAAGAUGAUAGGAAGAGAACAUUUAAAUGUACAUAUAAAGACUGUGAUAAAACGUAUUUUAAGUCGUCUCAUUUGAAAUCACACAUGAGAUCACAUACUGGUGAAAAGCCAUACCAAUGUUCCUGGAAGGACUGUGAAAGGCGGUUUGCUAGAUCAGAUGAGUUAUCACGUCAUAAGCGAACACACACUGGAGAAAAAAAGUUUGAGUGCACUUCUUGCAAAACUAAAUUUAUGCGUUCUGAUCAUCUGGCAAAACACAUGAAGAGACACACUCGUCGGCGUAUUGGGGUUCCUGUGGCACCCAAGGUAUCGGCUCUUGCACCUGCUUUCAGUUUUGUGGCAGUGCCAACAUUAUCCCAGUGACCUGAUCUCACUUGGUAUGCCAAGAUAGGGAGGUAUUGAUAUUAAGUGCUAUUUGUAAAGUUUGAAGGUGAAAAAUCUAUUUUAACUAAUGGACCAAUGAUUAGAUUAAGUAUUAAGGUUUUGAUGUUCAUUAAGUUUUAAAGGGUAUUGUUUUUACUAGUUUUCAACUUUGUACAGGGAACAUUAUGUUAAAAAAGUAUAGCAAUAUAAUAUGUAAAUUAUUCAGUUAAUUAUGUACCUAUGCAGUUCAUGGUCUUUAAAAUAUGUAAUAAAGUAAAUUUAUUAAAAAAUUAUGUAAUUCCUACUUUAAGAAAGUCAGAGACCGAUGUCCUUGAGUUUUAUAAUUCUGAACACUACCAAAUUUAAUGUGAUACCUAUUUAUUUAAUGUUUGUUGUAUGUGAUUUCUUCACAUCCAAAGAUGUAAGAUUUUAUAUUCUUUGUAAUAUAUAACCACUGAAAGUGGGAUAAU